AUGUUCCGUUUCCGAAUAGCAGAAGACAUCGUUUCGCGGGAACCAAUCACGAGUGUGAUUCAUCUCUCGUUUUUGGUGUUGCUUCUGACGUGCACAACUACUUUGGGUGGUGGAAGUUCGUGUUUUUAUUGUAAAUUUUACAAAGAGAAUGGCAGCACAGUGGAUACGAAAUGCAGUUCCGAAAAUCGGCAGUGUCCGUUUUUAUAGUAGUAAAGUUCACAAAUGUACCCUUAUUCCGGGAGAUGGUAUAGGACCCGAAAUUUCUCUCGCUGUUCAAAAAAUUUUUGAUGCUGCUAAGGUUCCGAUAGAAUGGGAAUCUGUAGAUGUAACACCUGUAAAAGGUCCAGAUGGAAAAUUUGGUAUUCCUCAGGCAGCCAUUGAUUCAGUUAACAGAAAUAAAAUUGGUUUAAAAGGACCAUUGAUGACACCUAUAGGAAAAGGACAUAGAUCUUUAAAUCUUGCACUAAGAAAAGAAUUUAAUUUAUAUGCCAAUGUUCGACCAUGUCGUUCUCUAGAAGGUUACAAGACACUGUAUGAUAAUGUUGAUGUUGUCACUAUUAGAGAAAAUACAGAAGGAGAAUACUCUGGUAUAGAACAUGAAAUUGUAGAAGGAGUUGUACAGUCAAUUAAAUUAAUUACAGAAGAAGCUUCUAGCCGAGUAGCUGAAUUUGCUUUUCAGUAUGCCCAGGACAAUAAUAGGAAAAAGGUGACUGCUGUACACAAAGCAAACAUAAUGAGAAUGUCAGAUGGUUUGUUUUUAAGAUGCUGUAGAGAAGCUGCACAAAAAUUUCCUUCCAUUAAAUUUGAAGAAAGAUAUUUAGAUACAGUAUGUUUAAACAUGGUUCAAGAUCCCAGUCAAUAUGAUGUACUUGUAAUGCCUAAUUUAUAUGGUGAUAUUUUAUCUGAUAUGUGUGCUGGACUUGUAGGAGGACUUGGUCUUACACCAAGUGGAAAUAUUGGUUUAAAUGGUGCAUUGUUUGAAUCUGUGCAUGGAACUGCUCCCGAUAUAGCAGGUCAAGAUAAAGCAAAUCCUACAGCAUUAUUACUCUCUGCUGUUAUGAUGCUUAAAUAUAUGGGACUAAAUGACCAUGCAAGAAUUAUCGAAAAUUCUGCUUAUGAAACUAUUAAAGAAGGCAAAUGUUUAACAGGAGAUCUGGGUGGUACUGGAAAAUGCAGUGAAUAUACUGAUGAAAUUUGCAAGAAAGUUUCAACAUUAACGAAAUAGAUAAUGUAAAAUUUAUUGGAUAUAAACUGCCAAAUACUCGUAGAAAUAAUACAUUUGAGAUAAAACUGUUGUUUUUGGACAUCUCUGUAAUUAUUGUUUUCAAAAUUAUCUUCAAUGUACUCAGGAUGUAUCUGUAAUUUAGUCAAAUGAAUUGCAGAGGUUUUCAAUGUAGGCAAAGGAUGUCUUGUUCAUCUAUACACACUCAUUUAGAUAAUUUUUGUUGAGAACUUCAACUAGUUUAUUAUAAAACUUAAUGUUACUCAACUUCGUGGAUUUGUUAAUGUGUAAUAGCAUUUAAUACGAUUUUUUUUGCAACAAGAAUAUGCGUCGACUAUUCGCGUGUGUUGACUGAAUAUACAUAUAUGUAUGUUUGUCAUACUGUAUCAUAAAAAAA
Molecule: messenger RNA, 1619 nt
Organism: Eufriesea mexicana
Lineage: Eukaryota; Metazoa; Arthropoda; Insecta; Hymenoptera; Apidae
Gene: Idh3a
Product: isocitrate dehydrogenase [NAD] subunit alpha, mitochondrial
Exons: 6
Coding region: 149-1225 (358 amino acids)
Biological process (GO): isocitrate metabolic process; tricarboxylic acid cycle
Cellular component (GO): mitochondrion
Molecular function (GO): magnesium ion binding; NAD binding; isocitrate dehydrogenase (NAD+) activity
Source: RefSeq, a predicted model, not a curated record